Molecule: messenger RNA, 2963 nt
Organism: Sphaerulina musiva SO2202
Lineage: Eukaryota; Fungi; Ascomycota; Dothideomycetes; Mycosphaerellales; Mycosphaerellaceae
Exons: 3
Coding region: 150-2873 (907 amino acids)
Biological process (GO): positive regulation of DNA-templated transcription
Cellular component (GO): mediator complex
Source: RefSeq, a predicted model, not a curated record
AAUGACCGCUGCAACACGCUGGAUUCAAGAAGCUUAUCAAGUGAACCGUCCACUUGAACGCUGCGCGAUGCCAAUUGCUCACCAACAUCCUAUCUGCAACCUCACGGAUAAGGUGCAGCACGAGCAUCCUAGAACCCCGCUGAGGUAUUAUGGAAAUCGGCAGCAUUGAAGGGCCGGUAGGUGGUAUGCCAGAUACCUCUAUAAUGGACCCGACCAUGGACGACCUCUUUGGCGAGGCCACGGGUGAUCUGGUCACUGCCAUGCCAACUCCUCCCGUGCCAGCCGCAUUGCUUGUGCGCCUGGCCGAUAUGCAGAGUCGAGGGUGCUGCAGGAAGCUGGCUUGGUCCAAUACUGGGAGCAUAGCCUAUAUCGCCCGCGAUGGCUCUCAGGUCACCUUUCGUGCUAUGGUCCGUCAUCCCAAGACAGGCGCAUGGACGGCCAGUGAGCCCUCUAAGCAUGCAAUCCAAGCUCCAGAAGGACGAGUCUUUGUCCAUCUGCAGUUUAAUGGCAUCGGCAUAGAGCUUGCGGUCGUCGAUGAUGCCGGAGUUGUCCAUAUGUACACUUUGACAGGGGCGCUGAGCAGAAUGGUGCCGGCAGCCGGUGGGGACUUAUCGCGGAAGACCGAUGAGCACUCGAUGAAUGCCAUAGUCGGCCUGCAUUGGUUAGCACUCUUCCCAGCGGAGUUCAGAGGACCUUACCUCGAUGUGGCUCGCAAGAACGGAGACAAGUGGGAAGCCCCGAUCAAGCACCGUGAUCAGCACGCCUUGAAAGCGCAUCACCCGGCUGAAGGCCGCCACGCAUUGCUCCACAUUAGCCGCUCCACUGAGCUUACACUGCUCUACCAGAAUGAAGGGCAGGGCUGGCAGUCAACCAGUGUAGUGCUUCACACCGUUCGAUCGUCGGACGAGUACUUAACGCACGCCGCCUUGGGGGAAGAUGGUGCCGAUCUUUUGGCUGUUACGGCAGACCAGAGCUCGCAGUUACGACUUUAUCGCAUCACCAUCCACUGGAAUGCCACGCAGCAAAGUCGAGGGAGCCAGCAACAUACCCUGGUAUCACCCGAAUUGGAUGUUCAUCACUUGACGGCAGUGGAAAUGGUCCGCGCUCAGCAGAUGGACGGAGCAAAACUGUCACAACUGGACAUCAUCCCUGCAGUCCCUGAAGCUGCGCAACUAUCGCCCACUACGCCUACCGUACAGGCUAUCUUCACCUACUCGGCCGCGUCGUUGGAUAGCUCGCAAAAUCAAGCUUACUCCAGCACGGUGCUACGAUGGACGGUCGAGUCGUACUCACCCACGCUACAUGAAAGCUUUAAGAAGCUUAGGCAAGGUUCUGGCGACGCAAAUAACCAUGUACUCCACCAAGCCACACUUCUCAAGCGGCAAGCGGACACCACGAUUCCUAAGAUUAUCAUGGCGUUCGCGUCGCAAGCAUUUGAUACCAUUUCAGCCUUUGCGACCAGCGACGGAUGUCUCGAUUUCAGGGAUCGUGUGAGCAUGAACACGUUAAGCUCUUUCAACGACACAGAGAUCGUAUCCAACAUCCCUCAGACCGGUUUCUGGCACCCUUCUGGUGCACAGAACGUACACGUUGCGAUGUCCUCUGACGGGAGCGCUCUAGCAUUAGUACGGGCCAAUGGGGAAAUUGCGACGCAGAACAUGAUAUUCACGCACGGCUGGCAAGAAACCGAAGAUGCCCUCGUGGGAGACAAUAGAGCAUACAUCGAAGCUGCGACGGUGUGUAUAGCUCGACAGUACGCCUUCCUAUGCUUCAACAACGUGUCCAACGACGAAGUCUUGGCGCUGCUGCCGGUCAACGCCAGCGUCGAAAUUCGCUCCCGAGUGGUCAAGAUGAUUUUCCGCAUGCUGCAAAGGACACCCGAUAUCUCCUGCCAAGAUCAGAGUAGACAACAGAUGAUUGUACUUAAGGAGCCAUUCGUGCCACGCUGCUUGAGCGCACAGCUUGCACUUGGCACCAACUCGGUGACAGGCGAACGCAACUUUUCGGCGCAAUAUGCCUUUGCAAUGCUCACACUUCGCCUGGCGAGCACAGCAUGCGCGCAAACACUCAGCCGUCAAGACAUGAAAUCCAUUUCAUCGGAUGCGGUCCACUCGCUUCGAGGCCUCGUCAAGUGGUGCAUCGAUCUGAUGGUGUAUGUAGUGCGCACCCUUGUCGAAGUGAAGCGCAACCUGGAGUCUGGUGUCACGGCCAAGCAAGCGUUCGAGGUCCUCGUGACGUCGUCUGGAUCAAUCGCCCUGCACCUUGCGUUGUGCAGCUACUCGCGUGUAGUCCUUCGAUUUCAGACCAUGUGGAUAGUGAAAUACAUGCAAGCUGUCCAACUUGUCCUUGGGCGGGCUCGAUCGAUUGCAGAGCAACAGGAACUCACCGCAAUCCUGAAACACAUCAAAGCUAUGCCAUUCAAGCUUCCGCAUUUCGAACAGAUGCUAGCGGAGCUUGAUGUGGCUAUCCGCGGCGCCUACAACCAGCCAUCUAUAUCUGUUGAACAACGAGGACAGCUUGAGACGGACAUGAUUGUCGACGGCACAGUACCCUCGGAACUGGAGCAACCGUUAAACAGCUUGCUUGACAGCAUGGUGCCUCGGUUGACCGCGCAUGUGAAUCUCAGCGAUCUGAUGUUCUGGGAUGUGACAUUGACACACCUGAGAAACUGUCGGCGUGCUGAAGAUGGCCGAGCGUACGAUGUCAUUCGAAAGAUCGUAUUGCCCAAGCACAUGCAACGGCGGGUGUGCAGGAGGUGCGGAUCGUACAUGGAGGACGUGAACGCGGAUCGGCUCAGAGGUGGCGAUACAGUAGCAUGGUUUGCACAUUUGCAGAGACAUUGCUUGUGCAUGGACUAUUGGCUCCUUGCGUGAAUAUUCUUGUGGCCACAGGAUCGUGAAGCUGGAAGAUAUUGUUAUCACUCAGUGUAAGCGACACGGAUACUCUGUAUUACAUGUGUUUAU